Molecule: messenger RNA, 1721 nt
Organism: Sturnus vulgaris (Common starling)
Lineage: Eukaryota; Metazoa; Chordata; Aves; Passeriformes; Sturnidae
Gene: PDGFB
Product: platelet derived growth factor subunit B
Biological process (GO): positive regulation of protein autophosphorylation; positive regulation of ERK1 and ERK2 cascade; positive regulation of cell population proliferation
Cellular component (GO): membrane
Molecular function (GO): platelet-derived growth factor receptor binding; growth factor activity
Source: RefSeq, a predicted model, not a curated record
CCUCCCGGGGCUCGCCGUCCAUGUGCCAGCAGCCGGCGGGGCCUGGAGUCGGGAUGAAUUUCGGCGUGGUCUUCGCGUUCAUCCUCUCGCUGCCCCUGGCCCGCAUGGAGGGGGACCCCAUACCCGAAGACAUUUAUGAGAUUUUGGGUGGCAGCUCAGUGCGCUCCAUCAGUGACCUCCAGCGUGCCCUGCAGAUAGACUCCGUAGAGCAGGAUAGCUCAAGCCUGAACCUGAAUGCAACUCAGCCCGAUCAAAACCCUGUGGCCCUGUCUCGAGAGCGACGAAGCCUAGAUGCUCUGGCAGCAGCAGAGACAGCUGUCCUUGCGGAGUGCAAGACGCGGGAGGUGGUGUUUGAAAUCUCCCGCAACAUGGUGGACAGCACCAACGCCAACUUCGUGGUGUGGCCGCCCUGCGUGGAGGUGCAGCGCUGCUCCGGGUGUUGCAACAACCGCAACGUGCAGUGCCGCCCCACGCAGAUCCGCGUCCGGCACGUCCAGGUGAACAAGAUCGAAUUUGUCCAGAAGAAGCCAAAAUUCACGAAAGUGGUUGUGCCUUUGGAGGAUCAUGUGCAGUGUCGGUGUGAAGCCGUGUUCCGACCACCCCCCAGGAACAUCCGUCCAGGGCCACGAGAACAGAGACGCUUGUCACCGGCGUUCACCACAGCCGCGGUCUCACAGAGGCGGCGAGUACGCCGGCCGCCGGCACAGAAGAGGAAACAUAAGAAGUACAAGCACGUCAACGAUAAGAAAGUGCUGAAAGAAAUCCUCAUAGCAUAGAAGUGCUGGCAGGGGAGAGAGAGCACAAGGUUUAUUUAAUGUAUUUGCUGUAUUGCCCCCAUGGGGUCCUUGGAAUGAUAACUUUUCCUCUUUGUCCAUCUGCCUCCACGUCUGAUUCAGACGGCAAUUGGUGCUUCCCUUUCCAUCAGUGGACCUUCUCCCACCAAAGCCUCCCUUUCAUUUAUUAGCAUAAUUUUAAAGUUUUACACACACACACACACAAAAGGACAAGGAUGACCUACAUAUACGUAUAUAUGUGAGAAAAGAACAAAGUACAAACAAAACCGUGAAUGCCAACAGCCAGAACUUGUGAUGAGAACAGGACAAUUCCUUCCCUGCUACGGAGGACAGGAUGGAAAAUGUGAAAAGGAAAGCGGGUCCAAUUUCUUCUGAGAGAAGGAGAAAAACAGAUGGACAGAGGCCAGAAGGGGAACAUUCUCCCUUUCCCUCAUGCUUCUGGUAAGGCUGGGGGGGCCCAGCUGAGAUCUACUCUUGUGUUGGACUUACCUUUUGGAAAGAGGUAAAUCUCAGACUGCGAGCGGCAACCAAUGAUGGAAAAUGCACUAAGGACUUUAAUCGCCCUACCUGGACAGAUAUAUAUUUUUAACAUGCGUGUGUAUAUUUUAUUUUUAAAAAGAAAAACCAAAACCACUAAGGUAUACAACAUCUCGGGGAACAGAACAAACAAGCAAAGAAACAAAACAAAGAAGCCAAAUGCAUUCCCCCACUCCCUCUUUGCCCUGCUCCUGGUGCUGACUGGAAGGUGUUUGGAUCGUGGGGAAGGAGCACACGGCGGCAGAAUCGUCUCCACACCCCCGGCCCCUGCCAAGGGGAGCCAUCUUUGCACAUGCUGGUGGAGAAUUCAACUUUCCAGGCUCGGACUCAAAUUAUUUUUUAAAUUCACUCUGGAUGUGUGCGUGUGUACAUGUGUGUGUGUGUGUGUGU